This is a messenger RNA of Stereum hirsutum FP-91666 SS1, 3354 nucleotides long. RefSeq lists its product as uncharacterized. The coding region runs from base 1 to 3354 and encodes 1117 amino acids. NCBI's taxonomy places the organism in Eukaryota, Fungi, Basidiomycota, Agaricomycetes, Russulales, Stereaceae. The transcript has 2 exons. The record is from RefSeq and is a predicted model, not a curated record.
AUGCGUUCACACUCGAGAGAUCGGAACGGGAGUUUUGGGGCGCAUUCACAUUCACAUUCCAACUCACAUUCGCAUUCGAGGGAUCGGAAUGGGAGCUUUGGAACUGGCACGCCACAGAGGGAUCGACAUGGGAGUUUCGGCAGGGAGGGAAGCAGGGAGUGUUCGUGCGGUGGUGGUGGUGGUGGUGGUGCGGACCCCGAGUGUUCCUGUCAGGCGGGUGGAUUGGCCUCGGUGAGGAAGAGGAUACAGGUGAAGAGGUCGAUCGAUAAUGCGAUCUCGAUGUUUAAGGCCAGUGCGUCGAAUCUUGUUUUGAGUGGCGGUGGCAGUGGAGGAGGAGGAGGAGGAGGGCCGGAGUCGCCUGGGCAGGACGUUAUUGCUGGAUCGCCGGAUUCGAUGACCAUGACGAACGGUCUAGGAAGCGGCGGUGGGUUGGACGCGAAUGGGUUCCCGACCGGACGUAGGCCUUCGUUGCCGCAUUAUCUCGAUUCGAGUCCAAGUGGGCACGGUAGCAUUGGGAACGGCAAUGGACAUGGACAUUCACCGUCACCCGCACCCUCGGAAAAGAGGCGGACGAAGAAGUCGUCUCUGUCGAGCAGUCGGAGACCAAGCUCUGCGGGGACGGGAUCGGAGCGGAGCGUGCAGAUCACACCGGCGCAAGGAAACGCACAAGGGCAGGGACAGGGACAGGGAGGGACGCAGAGCACGAAGAGGCUGGGAUCGAAGUAUUCGUUGAUGAAUCUGUUUAGGAAGUAUAGCACCGAGGGGCUCUCAGCUGCGAGAGAGAGGGACAGUGAGGGGCAGGGACAGGGACAGGGAGGAGGACAGGGACAUAGAGCGAGGAUGGGGAGUAUGUCUUCUGCGAAUUGUGGGGACGGUUCAGGAGGGGCAGCAACAGCAACAGGAGCAGGAGCAGGAGGAACGGGAUCGAGCCCGCCGUCGAGGCCUGGGCCGGGGAUUUUGAGACCUGGCGCGGGGACGAGGUCAGCAUCGUCGGGGAGUCCGGGACCCGGUGGUGGGAGUGGGAGUGGUGGUGGGAGCGGGUUCAUGGGCAAGGUGCCGAGCCAGCGAGCUCUGAGGUUCGAUUCGUCGUCUUCGUCCGUCGUGCAACGAAGCCCGUUGUCGAGGGGCGGGGAGUUGCCUUCUUCUUCUUCACGUGGUGAUGACGAUCUGGACCGAGAUGAUGGGGAUGAGGACGAGGACGAGGAAUACGGGAGGCCGAUUGAGAGCGGGAGGUUUGGGACUACUGGUCCGGGUGGCAAUGGGAGUGGUCGUAUGGGACGACCGAGAGGAUCCUCGAAGAGUUCCUUGCCUUCGCCUGUGUCGAUCUCGAAUGACGAAUCUGGAGGUGGUGGUGGUGGUGGUGGUGGGUUCACGUUCCCGUUUAGUAUCAAUCAGCCGCCGCCGGAGCCGGAACCGGAGGGAGAUGAUUUCGAGGGAGAUGAAUUAGAGGAUGAAGGAGGAGAGGAGAUGCGUAUUCCUUCAGUGUUCGCGUCGCCGCCUCCGGGUGCGUCGAGGGCUGAGCUUCCGCCAGCUCCUCACUCCUCCUCCUCGAACACGAACGCGAACAAUUCAAACUCGAACUCGAAUAACUCGACCGCGAACGCCAACUCGAGACCUUCGCUCUCCCCGCCUCCAAGGUUCGGACAUGAUCUCGACGGGCGGCACCGAGGAAACUCGACCACGAGCGACGGGAGCACCGCGACUUCGGGUACUACUACCACCACCACUACCACCACGACUUCUGGCGCGGAGGGGACGUUGCCGUUGACGCCUGGGUCUUCGAUUUUAGGGGGGCCGGAGGUGGGGAAAAAGGGAGAGGGAAGGGAGGUGGAGGGAGAGGAAGAGGUGGAGGGGUUGGGAUUGCUUAUGCCGCAUUCGAAGACUUCGUCGAUGGAGACUGAGCGGCCUAUCCUCACUACUACGACGACCAUGACCGCGAGCACCCCCAGCACUGGAACCCGUACAGGCACAGGGAGAGAUGGAAGAGACAAGACCCAUUCACCGAGACUGAUGCCCCGGAUCCCGCUCGAUAUGGAUCUUCGUGCGAUAUCGUCGCAUGCCCAGGCGGAGGCGCUCGUGCAGAGGACGCAUCGGUCUAUACUCGAGCUUGAGCGGUUGCCGCCGGAGGAGCUGGGGCAGUUGAGUUCUGGAGGUGGUGUGGCGGGUGGAAGUGCAGAUGGGACUGGUGGCGGUGGUGGUGCGGGAUCGAGCGACGGAUUGGGCGGAUUGCCGUUGAGUGCGAGGUUGGCGAUGUAUGGGGAGAGUUUGGCGUUGGAGAGGAAGUUCAAGAAGAUGGAGGAGGAGGAGGAAAGGGAGAUGGGGAGGAUGAGGGCGAGCGGAGAGAUGGAGAGGAGGAGGAGCGAGGAGGACGGAGGGGUGUUUGGGAGGGAUAGUAGGGGAGCGGGAACCUACCCGAAUAAGACGAGGAGCGCGAGCGCAACUAUGGAUAGGGAUGCGGCGAGGACGGGGAUGGGGUUGAGCCCUGGGUCGGGAGCUGGGGCCAGUGCGGCGAGGAGGAGGAGUAGAACAGGCAGUCAGAAUCAGGGCGUUAUUGUGGAGGAGGUGUGCGUGAGUGAGAGUGAAGGUCAGGGGAGGGGUGCAGGUGGUGCGAGUGCGUAUGGGAAGUUGCCAUCGACGCCGCCGUCGAGGGGUCAUAAGAUGAGGAGGCCACAUACGGCGGGAGGGACGCCGAGCACACCUUCUACUCCAGGCCAGCUUGAUACCUCGCCCUCCCCUCGAGGACAUCAUCAUCGUUCCCGUUCCGCAGCACCUACAAUCGAGCUCGACGCACCUACGCCUACUGCAACCUACCACGACAUACCUUCCCUCCACCUUCCCCGCACGACCUCACCAUCCUCAAGAUCUCCCAAUACAGCGCCACUCGCACUCUCCGCCGACUUUCCCGUCACGCCGCCGCCGCUUCGUUCGAGGACACCGGACCCGGAAAGUUAUGCCUCCGCUUUGGACGACGAUCUCGAUCUUCAGGGUAGUGGUGGUGGUACCGGCGUGGGUCUCUAUCGCGUGCUCACCGCGCCACAAGUCGGGACGUAUGAUAGUCCCAGUGGCGCGGGGAGCGCCGGCAGCAGUAUGAGGAAUAAGUCGCAUUUCUUGGGUGGGAGGGAGAGGAAGGUGGCGAGUGCGCAUAAGUUGGUGAGGAUGGGCUUGCCGAAUGAUGGGGUGGCUUCUGCUACUGGGCUCGGUGGAGGAGGUGGUGCGGCUGGGAUCGGGGGGAGUUUGGGUGGUGGGAGUGGGGGUGGGGCGGGGACGCCGGGGAGGAUGGGCGCGAUGGGAGGUGGGGCGCAUAAAUUUGGGGGGUUUAGGGGGUUGAUGCAGACGUUGAAGGGCAAGUCGUGA